UACAAACCAAACGUCAGCUAAAAUGCCGAACUUGAUAUAAAUUGUAAACACAUUUCACAACAAUUAGUAUUUUAAUUUUGUUUUAAACAUUUCUUAGUUACAAAAUGAUUGCCCGACCAACUUUAAACAGAAUACCCGGAAAAGCGCCCGCUUUAAAAUCUGAUCAUUACAUUCAAGAUCUCACAAAACUUGAUCGAAUGCAACUUGUGGAAAUAAAAGCCCGCGAAGAGAAGUUAAUUUCUAGAAUACCUAAUUUAAACAUACUUCCCGAUAAAGGACAACGUAUAAAAGAUUUUUUACAAAAAGUUUGCAAGGAACUAGAAAGGCGGUCCGACAUAAACGAUGCAGCAGAAAAGUUCUCCGAAAUGAACAUCACAGCCAAAGGUGAGGAAAAACUCAUCAACAUGGAAUGGAAUGGCAAUCUUAAUGGUGAUCCAAUUCUGGACGUGAUUGAUAGUGACGAUGAAGCUGAAUUGGAUCCAUUGAGAAUUAUAGCUCAACGUACAAUGCACGAAAAGAAAGUCGUAAAUAUUCCACCCGAAGAGUCUUUAAUCACACCAGAAGAUAUUGAAGAAAUCAAUUCUUUUACGAAUGAAAAACUAGAUUCGGUAGUCGAUGCAAAAAUAGUGAACAUAGAUGUCAAUGAAAAACUUGAAAAGUUAAAACCUCUUUUAAGCCAAAAUCGUGAGAACAAAUUACAUUCACAAGACCUGCAGAAAGAUGCACAUUUAGAGUAUUUGGUGGAAAAAGGAGUUGAUCGUCCAGCAAUCAAAGAAAAGUUUAAACCAUACCAAACUACAAUUUCGAAUGUUCAUGAUCCAGAAAAGGAAAAGCUUCGAAAAAAAGGUAAAAACUGGGAAAACACCGCUGCAACACCUCCUUUGAUCCAACAUGGUGCUACUAAGAUGUUGUCGUUAACUGAUUCAGUCGAAAUACAGAAGGCAUAUUUGGAAAAGCUAAAGGCACUCCAAGAGAAACAAGCUGCCGAACGAUUAGCAGCAAAAAUACAACGAGCAGCAAACAAUAAAAUUGAAAUACCGAGUGAAGCUGUCCGUAAAGAUAAUCCAAUAUUUAAUACCUACAGAGAUCCAAAGGUUCAACAAAUAAAUAUUGAAGGCGUGCAAAAAAUUGAUGAAAAUGAUGAAGUGGAAGAUCUAGAUGAUGAAAAAUCAGGAGGAGUUGUGUACACCGUUUUUGAAUAAAGAGUUAAAAUUGUCAAAGAAGUGCACAAGCCUUAUACGUACCUUCAGAGUAACUUUCUAAAAGUAAAAUGUAAAUAAUUCAUAGUUUUAAUAAAUGUAGACAUUUAAACAAUUAAAAUAAAGAUAAAACAA
Molecule: messenger RNA, 1334 nt
Organism: Eupeodes corollae
Lineage: Eukaryota; Metazoa; Arthropoda; Insecta; Diptera; Syrphidae
Gene: Polr2M
Product: DNA-directed RNA polymerase II subunit GRINL1A
Exons: 3
Coding region: 105-1202 (365 amino acids)
Biological process (GO): transcription elongation by RNA polymerase II
Cellular component (GO): nucleus
Molecular function (GO): transcription elongation factor activity
Source: RefSeq, a predicted model, not a curated record